Molecule: messenger RNA, 1818 nt
Organism: Aspergillus ochraceoroseus IBT 24754
Lineage: Eukaryota; Fungi; Ascomycota; Eurotiomycetes; Eurotiales; Aspergillaceae
Product: putative ab-hydrolase associated lipase
Exons: 1
Coding region: 1-1818 (605 amino acids)
Biological process (GO): lipid metabolic process
Source: RefSeq, a predicted model, not a curated record
AUGGCUACCGAAACAAGGUUUACUGAACUCGAGACAAACGCCGAAACUCCAAGCCCCUCACAGCCAAUACUAGAAUUACAACGCCUGGAAAGGUUGCAGAACGGAGGAGAUGAGGAUAAAGAGUCUACUGCAACAGACGGACUUUUUCAUGACAGGCCACAAUCACGACAAUCGCAAGGAUGCUCUGGGGCACCCUUCUUCAGCGUGCCAGCACAUCCACUGUUCCCGCCGCUCCCCUCAUAUAACCCGCCUUCUGCCUUCAAUGUCUUACAAUACUUAGGUGUCCGGUGUAUUUCGUUUGUACUAUCUCUAUUAUUCCUCGGAGUUAUUGUUGUCAGUGCCUUUUUCCGGAGCUUGUGGUUUCUCUUGGCGAGGAUGGGCCAGUAUGUAAGAGGCAAGAACCCCCGAGAGCAGCGCAAAUUUUACGCUGAGGAACGAGCCCGGAAGCUGGAGAGGAAGACCGCAUCGCGAAAGUGGAAACUACGACAAGAGAAGAGGGAGGUCGAUGAGGAAGUGCCUGAUGAAUGCCCACCGUUAGAAGGGGGAAAGGAUCCCAUCGUAUGCAAUGUCGCCUACUACGCUCGAAGAGUUGGCCUGGACGUGGAAACUUUUAAGGUACAGACAGAAGACGGGUUCAUCCUCACUAUGUGGCAUGUAUAUAACCCUCAGGAAUAUGCGGCUCUCCCCGCUAGCGAGCGAAAUGAUAGAGGACCACAUGUCUUCAACGGGCGAAAACAUCGACAGCCAUCUGCCCGCUCCCACAGCAAAUACCCUGUCUUAUUAAUGCACGGCCUGCUCCAGAACUCUGGCGCGUACUGCGCAAAUGAUGACGAUAGUCUAGCCUUCUUCCUUUGCAAGUCUGGUUACGAUGUCUGGCUAGGAAACAAUCGCUGUGGGAUCGAACCAGAACACGCAAGCUUAUCGGCAUCAGACCCGCGCCUGUGGUCCUGGACUAUCCAACACAUGGGGGUCUUCGACCUAGCGGCCCUGGUAUCGCGCGUUCUCUAUGAAACUGGGUACGAAAAACUCGGUCUCGUAUGUCAUUCGCAGGGAACGGCUCAGACUUUUGUGGCUUUGGCAAAAGAUCAGCGUCCAGAGCUGGGGGCACGGAUCUCUGUCUUCUGCGCCCUCGCUCCAGCAGUGUAUGCGGGCCCUCUCGUUGAAUGCGUUUACUUUCGCUUUAUGCGAAUCAUAUCUCCGGCGACUUUCCGGCUGUUUUUCGGCAUCCACUCGUUUAUUCCCUUUAUGCUAACAGUGCGUCGACAUAUCCAUCCUCGCAUAUACGGAGCCCUGGGAUAUUUGGUUUUUUCAUUCCUAUUUAACUGGAGCGACGCGCGGUGGGACCACGGCCUACGCGACCGCAUGUUCCAAUUUGCGCCUGUCUAUGUUAGCACAGAGACAAUUCGAUGGUGGCUCGGGGCGGAUGGGUUUGCGACGCAGAAAUGCAUUUUAGGGACGCGAGAAACCUGCUUAGCCGAGGUUCAGGAAGACCGCCGUGCUCAAUCUAGUAACCAGGAUGCGAUAAAUGAACGGACUGACACUCCUUGGUACAGUUCACAAGCACCUCCGCUUGCACUGUGGGUUGCCGGGUCUGAUGACCUGGUGGAUGGUCGGCGACUCCUCCAACGAUUGAACAGUGGGCGAGAGCCACAUGUCCAAGUAGUCCAUGCGAAAGUCAUUGAAGGCUACGAGCACCUCGAUGUGUUGUGGGCAAUGGAUAUGAUUGAGCAAGUCGGCCGCGAGGUGCGCCAGGUGGUGUGGACAACCAUGCCGGCAGAUGCACGAGCCAUGAGUGUGAGGCCAAGAGGCGUGGAAUAA